Molecule: messenger RNA, 3045 nt
Organism: Stylonychia lemnae
Lineage: Eukaryota; Ciliophora; Spirotrichea; Sporadotrichida; Oxytrichidae
Source: the annotation of a GenBank genome assembly
AUGCGGUCUUUGGUUGUCUUUCAUGUUUAUAAAUAAAUACAGUUCCCGGUGAAAUUAGAACUCAAUGUUUAAGCUGCUUAGAUGGCUUUUUUCUUCUUUAAGGUUCCUCCAUACAUUAAAACUUCAAUCUCUGCACUCCUGAUUGCUAGAAUACUCACAGCUCCUUCAUAAAUGGAUAGACAUGUGGCGGCAAUUGCUAAGCUUGCAAUUAAAAAGAUGGCUGUGAGAUAUGUCCAGGAGAGAAUUAAUCGAAAGGUUGGGUAACAGCAAUCUAAUUUAAAAAUGGCAAUCAAAUGUUAAACUGGAAUUGAGUGUAAUAAAUGCUUAAAAGAAGAUAUAACUAAAUGUAGCGAGUGUAACUUCCCUGUUAAUCAGAAAUCUAUAUUGACUGGAGAUUUUGAAAAUCCAUGCACAUAAUAGAAUGAUAUCUGUCUAGAUGCAGUGACUGAAUAAGAUUGCUAGGCAUGCAUUUAUGGUUACAGUCUAUUUACUAAUGCAGAUGGAAACAAGCAAUGUCAUUAAUGUGAAACAGAUUCAAGCAACUCAUAUGGUUCAACUGAUUCAUUUCCUGUAAGAUGCAAUUUUUCUGUUGAUGUCUUGACUGGCUUACCUAAAAUUGAAUAAUUCACAGCUUGCUCGGAUGGAUUUUUCGAUUAUCUAGAAAAUAAGUGCACAACUAAUUGUGGUAUUGGAAGAUAUGGUGAGGUAAUUUUUAAUGAAAGAGGUAUGAUUGAGACUUCAGUCUGUAGUACUUGUGAUGAUAAUUGCUUUGAGUGUGCAACUUAAUUCCAAUGUAUUUCUUGCAAAAAGGGAUAUUAUUUAAAAACUGAAACAAACUAAGUAACAAGAGGUUAGUGUCUAAAAAAAUCAGGAACUGCUAAUAUGACAAUAUAUGUUGACAGUGUUUCAGGCAUGAAAUCAACUGAUUAAACGACUGGUUUAAGUCUUAACGAUCCUUUUUAUUCAAUUCAAAGUGCAAUAACUAAAGCAUAUGAAUAUGGAGCAAGCUACGAGAACGCAAUUGUAAAUAUAAUGCUAGCACCAGGAAAAUCUCACGCUAUGCUUCGUUACAAUGAUAUUGUUAUUUUACCAAGAGCCUAUGAUUAAAAUUCCUAAUCAACUAUGAUCAAAAUUGAUACAAUCGAUGGAACUUAAGUUAAAGUUCUAUACAAACUCAGAGACAAGUUUAAUUUCCUAGUUGGUGGAGGGUUAGAAAUAAGAAAUGUAGUGUUCGAUGCAACUGAUUCAAUUAUAGAUUCCAGAUUUACCAACUUUAAUAUAUCACUUUUAAGUUCAAAUGAAUACGCUUGCUUGAAAGAUCCAUUAAACAACUGUUGCAACAUUUCAAAGGAUUUGACUAGCGGAAAGUAUGUAAUAACUGGACCUGAUUUCUGCUAGCUCUAAGUAUAGCCAAAUGAUUAGUGUCAUUUACCAAUUGGCGGUUCACUAAUUUAGUUUGACAUUACAAGUUAAACAUCUCUGACUUCUCCGUAGACUCUACUUCUUUAGAAUGUUAUUUUUGAAAACUUUGUCUAUGAUUUCAAUGCUUUAAUAGAAUUAAAUGACUUUGGAGGCCAAAUCACUCUCAUUAAUACUAGUUUUAUCAAUAUAAAUUCUUGUGGAAGUGUCAUUAGAAACAAAAGAAUCGAUCAAGUUCUCAACUACCUUAAGGAGGGUUUCCUGACUCAAAAAUUAUUGAAAUCCUUUGAAAUUCUCAAAAGCAUACUACCAAGAAAUGAUUUAUUUUCAAAUAUAUGCGACUAAUCAAGUACAAGCCCGUGUUUUAGUUUAAACAUAUCCGGAGGUAUCAUUUAAGAUUUUGGCUAAAUGACUGCCUUUUCUUAAACACCUAUUUGGGAAUAAGAAUUAGAUUAAUACUAAAAUUAUGGAUUUAAAUCUGCUAUUCAAUUAAGAUCAUUGAUUUCAAUAGUCAAUCACGGUAACUACAAGAUUGAGAUUGCAAAUAAUGAUUUCAUCUAAAAUUCUGGCACGAAAGGUGUUAUAUAUCUGGACAUGAAUCAUAGAAGUGACUAAAAUACAUUAAUAAUUGAGGAGAACAGAUUUCAAAAUAAUUUUGGAAUAAUUUAAAGCAAUGUCCUCUUUAUUAGAGCGAGAGGUUAAUAAGACUAGGAUGUUUACUACUAAGCACUUGAUAGUAAGUAAGAAUUAUGCCUUGGAUAUGCAAUAAAGAAUAAUAAAUUCAUUAAAAACUUCGGAUUUCAGGGAAUUUCAGGAGGUUCCAUUCAUUUUGAAUGCACAAAUUAUUAAAUGCAAGAAUAUGCAAAUGGGAUUAUUCAAUUAGAUUCAAUUGAACAAACUGAAGAAGCUAUUUCAAAUUCUCUAUCUCUAGAGAACCUUGAACUUGAAAACUAUAGUUUAGCUUUAGAAGGUAAUACCUAUAUUGACAAUACUGCUUCAAAAUAAAACGGCAUAGUAAACAUCAUAAAUGUAAAGAAACUCACAAUGUAAAAUGAAACAUUUAUCAAUAAUACUGAUGCAUUCUUAUAAAAAUCAACUAUUCUUGCCAGGAAAAUACUUUAAGAAUACAUGCCUUAAGAUACAAAUUAAGAGAUAAAUAUAUUAGGCAUUGAUACAGAUUAAAAUCUCGCUGCUUCACUUAUUAGAUUAGAGAGAUCUAGAUAUGUGUUAAUAAAUUCAAUCAAUUUUGAUUCUAAUUACUUGAUAGAACCAUAGGCAAGCAUUAAUAGAGCGCAAGCUAUUUUUCUUACUGAUAUAGUAGGCAUAAUAUAAAUUGAUUCAAUAAAUUUGAGAUAAAUGAGAGGACCCAUUCAAUAUCUUUAAUCAGAAUACAUAGCUUCAAAUGAAAUUCAAAACUCCAAUUUAUUAGAUGGUAGUUUAUUGAAUGUUUUACAAACAAGUAUUAACACUUAUUAGAUAAGAAAUUGCAGCUAUAAUAACUGGAGAAUAGAAAAUAUAGCUUUAAGAUAAAAUACAUAUUCAGACAUUGAAAGCUUUAUUGGUAUUCCAAUUAAAUUUAUACUGGAAUAAUUGCAGCAGACCUUUGAUUUCGUUAAAUAGUUCUGA